UCCUUUUUUUACAUAUUGACAAAUGUUAUGACAUCGUCUUUUCCGUUACGAAAAGUGACGUCACCAAGCAUGGCCCAAAGGAACGCGUCUCUGCCACUGUCGCCCAUGAGUUUCCGGAACAUUCUACGCGCUAUGAUGCCCGUUCCGCGCGGCCGAGUGGCUAAUUCCAAGGACGUUAGGAUACUUUAUUACGGCAAGGAUAUUAGCAAGCCGGCCGUGUACUACUAUGCGUCUAUCAAACAGUUGUUGGCACACCCAGAGUUCGACCUAAGUAAACCUACCUCGUUGUACAUUCAUGGAUACGUGGAGCAGGCGACAGACGACAGCAUACUGACUGUGGUGCGGGCUUACCAGCGACGUGGCGGUCACAACCUGCUGUUGCUGGACUGGAGUAAUCUCAGCUUCGGCAACUAUCUCAACGUCAUACUCGAUUUGAAGCUGCUGGGCGAGGAAACGGCGAAGGCAAUGACAAAAUUACUCAAAGGUGGUCUAUCUAUCGAUGGACUGCACGUGAUCGGUCACUCGCUUGGUGCACAUCUCGGCGGCUUUUGUUGCAAAUAUUUGAAGAGUUUAGGAUAUAAAGUUCCCAGGUUAACAGCACUAGACGCGGCGUACCCGGGCUUCUACCCUGCACUAUUCCUGAAGCCUCUGAGUCAGCAGGAUGCGCGCUUUGUGGACGUCAUUCAUACUGACGGCGGGGGCUUUGGCGCGCCCAUGGCGAUAGGCCACGCAGACUUCUGGCCUAACGAGGGGCGCGCUAAACAACCCGGCUGUUUGCCACUUACUGUCCCACUCACUGUUGAAGAUUUCUGCAGUCACUGGCGGUCGUGGCGGUUCUGGGCGGAGUCAGUAGAGGGCGGCGUGUUUGCGGCGCGGCGCUGCAGCGGCUACGACGCGUUCUUGCGCGGAAACUGCCGCCACGAGCCCUUAGUGUUCAUGGGGUACAAUGCUACCACCGUGUUGCGUGGAAAUUAUUAUUUAAGGACGGCCGCUGAAUCGCCAUUUGCUUUAGGUGAAAGAGGCGCGGAUUGAUUGGGACA
This is a messenger RNA of Papilio machaon (common yellow swallowtail), 1040 nucleotides long. Its product is annotated as phospholipase A1 member A. The transcript is spliced from 9 exons. Lineage: Eukaryota; Metazoa; Arthropoda; Insecta; Lepidoptera; Papilionidae. Gene Ontology annotation, biological process: lipid metabolic process. The record is from RefSeq and is a predicted model, not a curated record. Bases 28 to 1032 code for a protein of 334 amino acids. Gene Ontology annotation, molecular function: lipase activity.